This is a messenger RNA of Gamsiella multidivaricata, 1267 nucleotides long. RefSeq lists its product as uncharacterized. The coding region runs from base 77 to 1216 and encodes 379 amino acids. The record is from RefSeq and is a predicted model, not a curated record. The transcript is spliced from 4 exons. NCBI's taxonomy places the organism in Eukaryota, Fungi, Mortierellomycota, Mortierellomycetes, Mortierellales, Mortierellaceae.
CUUAAACGUAAGUUCCCCUCUCUCUUUCUCUGCUCCUCAUCUUUUCCUCUCACGCUGUCCACCAUCAACCUCCACCAUGGCUCCAUCUCUCAUGAAGGUCUUCACCUCAACCUUGUGCACCACUAUGCACACGCCGCAAUACGAGUUCCUCUCCGGCGCAGAAACCCAGUAUUAUGAGAGUCCCCAGCGUCGCGAAGCGAUCCUCCAAUAUCUCGAAUCCCACCCGGAGUCAUUCGAGAUCACAGAAAAGACCAACGAUUAUGGCUACGAACCCAUCAAACGCGUCCACAGGCAAGACUUUCUAGAUUAUCUCGAGCACGCGUACGAGGAAUGGAUCCAGGAAGGCGGUCAUCCGAACGGCGUCUUGCCUGCGACAAUUCCUCACUACAAAGUUGCGCGUCUUGGAAAACAGAAGACGUCCAAUUGUCUCGCGAAAUCUGGAGAGUACUGCUUCGACCUCUCCGCUGUGAUCACCAAAGAUACAUUCAGGGCAGCUUGGAACGCUGCGCAGGUGACUCUGACAGCGACCGAGGAGCUCGUGCAAGUCGGUGACGAGUUCGAGAAGAGCCUCGCCACUGGAACAGUAUCCCGCAGUAAUCCUCCUGGACUGUACGCGCUGGUGCGUCCUCCUGGGCACCAUGCUCAAUCGGACGUCUGCGGGGGUUACUGUUUCAUGAACAAUGUUGCCAUUGCUACACAAUGGUUGAUCGAUCAGCCUGGUUUGAGGGGCAAAGAUGGUGGACCUAAGAAAAUUGCCAUCCUUGAUAUCGACUUUCACCAUGGAAAUGGCACGCAAGAGAUCUUCUACACCACCUCAAACCCCCUCUACACAUCACUUCAUACUCAGGAUGAUUACCCAUACUUCACCGGAUCAGCACUCGAGAAGGGUGAGGGCGAAGGCCUGGGCUUCAACAUUAACAUUCCCCUACCGCAAUCGACCACUGACGACGAGUAUCUGGAGACGCUCCAGUCGUUGAUUCAGCAACAUGUUAUACCAUACAAUGCUGAUUACAUUAUUGUAUCCCUUGGAGUCGAUACCUACAAGGACGAUCCUAUCGCCGGAUUCUUGGUCACUUCUGAGGUCUACCCGAGAAUCGGACGGGCCCUUCGUGAAAUUGGAUUACCGACAUUGUUUGUCCAGGAAGGAGGAUACUGCAUCGAAAAGCUGGGAGUGAAUGUUGGAGGCAUCCUUCGCGGCUUCUUGGGUCAGAUGUAGUAUGGAAAAGGGUCCAAUAUGGUUUUUGAAUGCUACAGAAAUAAAGCGCUU